Molecule: messenger RNA, 1823 nt
Organism: Parasteatoda tepidariorum (common house spider)
Lineage: Eukaryota; Metazoa; Arthropoda; Arachnida; Araneae; Theridiidae
Source: RefSeq, a predicted model, not a curated record
AGUAGAAGCCCGGUGACCGUAACUUAGAAAUUGUUAUUUCUUAGAAAUUGCUAUUUUCUGAAUUUGAAAUUGUUAUUUUCCGGUGAUUUGCUAUCGUUAUUUUUCUUUCUAAAAUUAAAAACACGGUUUUUAAAUUGAGCAAAGAGAGAAUUUUUAUUUACAUGUGUUUAAAAGAGUGGAGUUAGGUAUCUGCAUUUUGGAAUUUUCCUUUUUAAAAAGUUGAUCAAAAAAUACUGGGACCAAAUGUCUGAAGAAAAACUUCCUGUAGUGUCUUCUAAUAAAAGUUUUCCUGGAUUUCUUAAAGAAACUAAUAGUGAGUGGAAUGGACCUUUCUGCUUCAUACAGGGCGCAGAUACACAACUAGGUAUGAUUGAGGAAUAUAUUGAAAAACGACCAAAUUAUGGCUGGGAACAAGAAAUGGAAUUGACAAGGAAAGCUAUUGUAGCUGUGAAUAAUUUAUCUCCAAAACCUCGGUUUUUUGUUGUUUGUGGUGAUCUUAUUCAUGCAAUGCCAGGUACUAGUUUACGCCUUCCUCAAGAAAAGGAUUUUAUUCGCCUUUUUAAAGAGCUCUCUCCUGAUAUUCCAUUAAUAUGUGUUUGUGGUAACCAUGAUGUGGGUAAUACUCCAACUCCUGAUUCAAUUCAACUCUAUCGAGAAAAGUUUGGAGAUGAUUAUUUCACUUUCUAUUGCUCUGGCGUGAUGUUUAUUGUGAUUAAUUCACAGUAUUUUGAAGAUGCUUCUCUUGUUCCUGCUUUGGCUGCAGAACAAGAGUCUUGGUUAGAAGCACAGUUAGAAGAAGCAAAAAAUGGGAAUUAUAAACAUGUAAUCAUAUUUCAACAUAUUCCAUGGUUUUUGGAAAAUCCUGAUGAAUCAAAAAUUUAUUUUAAUCUCCUUCCUGAAAUUCGUCAAAAGUGGCUUCCCAAAUUUCGAGAUGCCAAUGUAAAUGCUAUAUUUUGUGGCCAUUGGCACGGAAAUAGUGGAGGCUUCUAUCACAAUAUAGAACUGGUUGUGACUUCUGCCAUUGGUGCUCAAUUGCGUGGGGACAAAUCUGGAUUCAGAAUAGUUACUCUCGGUGAAGACAGCGUUCAGCACAAGUAUUAUGAUUUAGAUGAAGUGCCUCAACAUAUUGAUCUUUAAUAUUUACUAUGUUUAGCAUAGAAUGUUUAUUUUUAUACAACUAAAGAGGUUGUAAAGCUAUUGAAAUUUUAAUUUAAAAAUUUAGUUAUUUAAGCAUUUAAUUGAUGCCUAUGAAAAUAUAUUUUCUUAUUUUUAAUUAUAAACAUUAGAAAAAGAUUGAUAUUUUUUCUCUAGUGCAAUUUAAACAUGCUAAUUUAAGUGACAAAUGUGGAAUCUUUUACAACUACUAAAAAUAAAUGCUAUUUUUUUAUACUAUAAAAUUGAAAAAUUAUUGAAAGCUCUCAGAUAUUCUUAUUUUAUCUUUUAUUAGAUAUGUUACAGUUAUUCUUAAGUUCUAGUCUAUUGUUAGAAAGUAAUGUAUACUUAUAUACUUGACUAUAUAUUUUUUAUAUCUAUUUUGUUACAAAACAUUUUGUAUCUUUCAUUAUUUUCAAAUUUUAUGUUUUGUACCCAUGCAAUUUUUAGUUGAUCUUUAUUUCAAUGGUAGCUUAAAAAAUUUACUGUAAAUCAUGUUGCAUAGAUAUGUUAUAUGUUAAACAAAUGUUAUUUUUGUUAUAAAUAAUUCUUAUGUAAUGUUUAUUUUAUCAUUUACUUAUGUAUAAUUUAUGAAUUUGAACUUAAUUGAUACGUAUUUUGUUUUUACGGACAAAUAAUUUGUGUUUAUUAAAAUAUAUUAUUUGCUGAAA